Messenger RNA from Lolium rigidum, 1665 nucleotides. Its product is annotated as S-adenosyl-L-methionine-dependent uroporphyrinogen III methyltransferase, chloroplastic. The coding region runs from base 22 to 1185 and encodes 387 amino acids. NCBI's taxonomy places the organism in Eukaryota, Viridiplantae, Streptophyta, Magnoliopsida, Poales, Poaceae. The transcript is spliced from 6 exons. Gene Ontology annotation, biological process: siroheme biosynthetic process. The record is from RefSeq and is a predicted model, not a curated record. Gene Ontology annotation, molecular function: uroporphyrin-III C-methyltransferase activity.
CUGCCCCCCUGCUGCUUCGCCAUGGCUCUCGCCCUCCGACCUCCCCGCUUCCAGCCGCUCGCCGCAUCCAUUUCCGCCACCUCCACCUCCUGCGCCACCUCCGCGAGGCCCUCCUCCUCCUCCCCCGCCGCCGCCGCCGCCGCCGCCAUCUGCGCCGCCGCAUCACCAUUCACCGAGGCCACCUCCUCCUCCAGGUACCGCCGCGACGCCUGGUCCUACACCGCCCAAGACUCCUCCUUUCCCUCCUCCGCCGCCUCCGCCGCCGCCGAUGCCGCGGCUUCCGGCCGCCGGGACGACGAGAUCGCGCUGCAGCUCCCGGAGCUGCGGAGGCUCCUGGAGGCGCUCAAGGCCUCCAGGGGCAAGGGGCUGGAAGGGGACGGCGCCGCCAGCGGGCCCGGGAGGGUGGCGCUGGUGGGGACCGGGCCCGGCGACCCGGACCUCCUCACGCUCAAGGCCGUAAGGGCCAUCCAGGCCGCCGACCUGGUCCUCUACGACCGCCUCGUCUCUAACGAGGUGCUCGAUUUGGUCGGACAGGGCGCCAGGCUGCUCUACGUCGGCAAGACGGCCGGGUACCACAGCCGCACCCAGGAGGAAAUUCACGAGCUGCUCCUUAGCUUUGCCGAGGCUGGUGCCAAUGUAGUGCGCCUCAAAGGCGGCGAUCCCCUGGUAUUUGGAAGAGGUGGAGAAGAGAUGGAUUUCCUACAGCAACAAGGGAUUAGAGUUGAAGUUGUUCCAGGCAUUACUUCUGCUUCAGGAAUUGCAGCAGAACUUGGUAUUCCACUUACGCAUCGAGGUGUCGCCACCAGUGUCAGGUUUUUAACGGGGCACUCUAGAAAUGGUGGAACAGAUCCUCUAUUUGUGGCAGAGAAUGCAGCUGACCCUGACACAACUUUGGUUGUGUAUAUGGGUCUAUCAACACUACCAUCUCUGGCUCCAAAGUUAAUGAAGCACGGCCUUCCACCAAAUACUCCUGCUGUUGCAGUAGAGCGUGGUACUACCCCCCAACAGCGAAUGGUAUUUGCAACGUUAAAGGAUCUUGUGGACGAGGUCCAUUCGGCGGAUUUGGUCUCUCCAACUCUGAUAAUUAUUGGAAAGGUGGUGGCUUUGUCGCCCUUUUGGGUUGAGUCAUCUGAACAGGAUGCACUGACGAAUGAGAACUCGCACAAAACUGAGGCCAAAAGAUAGCAGUUUUCUUCUGAAUAAAUACAAAGCAUCUUGGUGAACGUCAAGUGAGAUAUAAGGUUAUCUAAUCUGGCUUACAGUAGGAAAUGCGGAACAUAGGACAUCCUGAACUCGGAUAGAGCAAACAGAGGAAACAUAUAUUAUGAAACUGCACAAGAUGUACAUAUCAACCACAGAGAACAAGGUGCACUUAAUUCGGUGCUGGCAGACGGUGAUGUGGCUUAAUCUACUCAACUGCAACAAUUCUUCAGCUUAGUUGAGACUUGGCCAUAUGUAUAUCUCGAUGAGAGGUGGGAAUUGUUUUUCCUCCCCUCUGUGGCAGUAUUUUAUUGAUAGGCCGCUCUUGCCUCUUGGAACCUCUAUAUGUUAGCCGCUGUAUGUCAGUAUUUGUCAAUGUCUAUGUCAGGCUCUUUUGUUCGGUUUGAUAAAUUUUUUGAGCAAGUUCGUGAAACCUUUUAAAUUAACGAUAGUGUCUUUUCCAAA